This is a messenger RNA of Choloepus didactylus (southern two-toed sloth), 2718 nucleotides long. RefSeq names its product cold shock domain-containing protein E1-like. The record is from RefSeq and is a predicted model, not a curated record. Bases 146 to 2542 code for a protein of 798 amino acids. Lineage: Eukaryota; Metazoa; Chordata; Mammalia; Pilosa; Megalonychidae. Gene Ontology annotation, molecular function: nucleic acid binding. The transcript has a single exon.
UUCUUUAUUAGCUUGAUAGAUCAUUUUCUCUCGCUCUUUUUUUUUUUUUAAUACUAGCAACUUUUCAUCCUUUGAAACGUGUGCUGAAAAAGAAGAAUCAGCAAAUACUACUGAAAGUGCAAUAAUAUUUGAUUAUCACUGUGAGAUGAGCUUUGAUCCAAACCUUCUCCACAACAAUGGACACAAUGGGUACCCCAAUGGUACUUCAGCAGCACUGCGUGAAACAGGGGUUAUCGAAAAGCUGCUGACCUCUUACGGAUUUAUUCAGUGUUCAGAACGUCAAGCUAGACUUUUCUUCCACUGUUCACAGUAUAAUGGCAACCUGCAGGACUUAAAAGUAGGAGAUGAUGUUGAAUUUGAAGUGUCAUCUGACCGGCGGACCGGGAAACCCAUUGCUGUUAAACUGGUGAAGAUAAAACCAGAAAUCCUCCCUGAAGAACGAAUUAAUGGACAAGUUGUGUGCGCUGUUCCUCACAACUUAGAGAGUAAAUCUCCAGAUGCCCCGGGUCAGAGUCCAACAGGGAGUGUAUGCUACGAACGUAAUGGGGAAGUGUUUUAUCUGACUUACACCCCUGAAGAUGUCGAAGGAAACGUUCAGCUGGAAACCGGAGAUAAAAUAAACUUUGUAAUUGAUAACAAUAAGCAUACUGGUGCUGUAAGUGCUCGUAACAUCAUGCUGUUGAAAAAGAAACAAGCCCGCUGUCAGGGAGUAGUUUGUGCCAUGAAGGAGGCGUUUGGCUUCAUUGAAAGAGGUGAUGUUGUAAAAGAGAUAUUCUUUCACUAUAGUGAAUUUAAGGGUGACCUAGAAACCUUACAGCCUGGAGAUGACGUGGAGUUCACAAUCAAGGACAGAAAUGGUAAAGAAGUUGCAACAGAUGUCAGACUAUUGCCUCAAGGAACAGUCAUUUUUGAAGAUAUCAGCAUUGAACAUUUUGAAGGAACUGUAACCAAAGUGAUCCCAAAAGUACCCAGUAAAAACCAGAAUGACCCAUUGCCAGGAAGCAUCAAAGUUGACUUUGUGAUUCCUAAAGAACUUCCUUUUGGAGACAAAGAUACAAAAUCCAAGGUGACCCUGCUGGAAGGUGACCAUGUCAGGUUUAAUAUUUCAACAGACCGACGUGACAAACUAGAACGAGCAACCAACAUAGAAGUUCUAUCAAAUACAUUUCAGUUCACUAAUGAAGCCAGAGAAAUGGGUGUGAUUGCUGCCAUGAGAGAUAGUUUUGGUUUCAUCAAGUGUGUGGAUCGUGAUGCUCGCAUGUUCUUCCACUUCAGUGAAAUUCUUGAUGGGAACCAGCUCCAUAUUGCAGAUGAAGUAGAGUUUACUGUGGUUCCUGAUAUGCUCUCUGCCCAAAGAAAUCAUGCUAUUAGGAUUAAAAAACUUCCCAAGGGCACGGUUUCAUUCCAUUCCCAUUCAGAUCAUCGUUUCCUGGGCACUGUAGAAAAAGAAGCCACUUUUUCCAAUCCCAAAACCACUAGCCCAAAUAAAGGCAAAGAGAAGGAGGCUGAGGAUGGCAUUAUUGCUUAUGAUGAUUGUGGGGUAAAAUUGACUGUUGCUUUUCAAGCCAAGGAUGUGGAAGGAUCUACUUCUCCUCAAAUAGGAGAUAAGGUUGAAUUUAGUAUUAGUGACAAACAGAGGCCUGGGCAGCAGAUUGCAACUUGUGUGCGACUUUUAGGUCGUACUUCCAAUUCCAAGAGGCUCUUGGGUUAUGUGGCAACUCUGAAGGAUAAUUUUGGAUUUAUUGAAACAGCUAAUCAUGAUAAGGAAAUCUUUUUCCAUUACAGUGAGUUCUCAGGUGAUGCUGAUAGCCUGGAACUGGGGGACAUGGUGGAGUACAGCUUGUCCAAAGGCAAAGGCAACAAAGUCAGUGCAGAAAAAGUGAACAAAACACAUUCAGUGAAUGGCAUUACUGAGGAAGCUGAUCCCACCAUCUACUCUGGUAAAGUCAUUCGCCCCCUGAGGAGUGUUGAUCCAACACAAACUGAGUACCAAGGAAUGAUUGAGAUCGUGGAGGAGGGGGAUAUGAAAGGCAAAGUCUACCCAUUUGGCAUAGUUGGGAUGGCCAACAAAGGGGAUUGCCUGCAGAAAGGGGAGAGUGUUAAGUUCCAAUUGUGUGUCCUGGGCCAAAAUGCACAGACUAUGGCCUAUAACAUCACACCCCUGCGUAGGGCCACAGUGGAGUGUGUGAAAGAUCAGUUUGGCUUCAUUAACUACGAAGUAGGAGAUAGAAAGAAGCUGUUUUUCCAUGUGAAAGAAGUUCAGGAUGGCAUUGAGCUACAGGCAGGAGAUGAGGUGGAAUUCUCAGUGAUUCUUAAUCAGCGCACUGGCAAGUGCAGCGCCUGUAAUGUUUGGCGAGUCUGUGAGGACCCAAAGGCUGUUGCAGCUCCAAGACCUGAUCAGUUGGUCAAUCGCUUGAAGAGCAUCACCCUGGAUGAUGCCAGUGCUCCUCGCCUAAUGGUUCUUCGUCAGCCAAGGGGACCAGAUAACUCAAUGGGAUUUGGUGCAGAAAGAAAGAUCCGUCAAGCUGGUGUCAUUGACUAACCACAUCCACAAAGCACAUCAUUAAUCCACUAUGAUCAAGUUGGGGGGAUUCUGGUGAAGGGUUCUGAAUAUCUCCCUCUUCAUCCCUCCCCAAAUCUGGAAUACUUAUUCUAUUGAGCUAUUACACCAGUUUUAACACCUUCCUCGUGUUAUGUUUAAAAAAAUAAAUAAAUUUA